GAGUGAAUGAGGUCCAAGCUUCCCCAAGCUCUUGGAGAAGUGAGAUGUUACAGAGCUUGGAGAGAGCUCCGUUCGUCCUUGUUGACUCGAUAGCUGCUGACAAGGGCAUGUAUCAGCCCCUCGAGGAUAGAAACCAGAAUGGAAACGAUUGCACUGUGCCUUUCUCACGUUGGUUCCAUGAAUUACAGCACAGGAAAUGAAACAAGAGCGGGAUAAAGGCAAUAGCAAACAAACAAAAGGACCCAGUUCCCGGCGAUUAUGAAUUUCCGAGACACUUCCACCCAGCUCUGAGUCUGGGCUACAAUGAGAAAGUCCUACGUCACAUAUUCGGCAAAGCUGUUUGUUUGCCCAGCCACUUGGACGGAAGUCAACUGGCGUCCCCAAGCUCUCCCUCCCUCUCUCAAAGGCUGGGGCCAUUCCCCCGCCUUUCUCGUUUUGUUACACUUCUUUCUCCUCUUGUUCCUUGGUACUAAGACGGGAGAGGCAAAACCCAAAUCCGAAAAGCCAACAGCCAUCGAUGCUUUCCGGGUACAUACCUGAUAAACUCGGCUAGCUCUCUCUUGAUUGGACGCACGUCUGUUGCGCGUCUUGGUCGCCCUGAUCGGACUUGAUCUGGUGGUUCGCAUGCAGCCAGAAGCUUUUGCCUUGCAGCGUAAUAUGGCAAGGUAAGGUAGGUAGCUUACCUCCGGGUAGCUUGUCCACACCAUAGCUGGGCCACCCAAUCCAUCCUUCGAUGACAGGCUCGUGGGACUGUACUUCUGGGCGUCGCAUUGUUUCCUUGCAUUUUCAUGUAUUCAUACACGAGUCUCGUUAGUGAUGUCCGUAUAUAGUGCCAUGGAGUGUAUCCAGUGAUGAUGGGAUGACUGUGACAGCCGCAAUUGGCUGGAUUGAGAGCUCUCACACAAGCUCUCGGGCUGUCUAUCGCUCCAUUGUUACUGUAGCUGUUGGUCUCGCCCGCCAGCUCCUCUCCUCUCGCUCUUGUGUAGUUCGCACACGCAGCCUCUCCCACCCUCUUCCGUUCCCACUCCCCCUGGAUCUCUUUCUCUCUCCCUCUCUUCUAUUCUUGCUUUACCUAGCUUCUCUAUCUCGUGCUGUGCCUUGUCUACCCUUAAAACCCUCCUCUGCCCCCGGAGAGAAGCGCCCUGAUCUCCUGAACUUGUCAAUCGCAUUUUACAGACUCCCAUACAUCACACAGACCAGCAACUAUCACCAUGUCCCGCAAGAGAAAGCAAGACGAGGAGGAGGAGGAGCUCGUCUCCCUCCCUGAAGACGAUGAUGGUGAGGAGGAGGAAGAGUACGUCUCCACCGCAGACGAAGAAGAGCAAAGCGAAGAAGACGAGGACGCUGAGGAGGAGGAGGAAGAUGAAGAAGACGACGAAGCUGAUGCAAAGGCCGAGCCUCCUGUGAAGAAGCGCAAGACGGCCGAGGCAGACACCAAAGAGACCAAUGGCGAUGCCGAGGAGGAGGAGGAGGAAGAAGAAGAGGAGGAAGGCGACGAUGCCGCUGAAGCUGAAGGCGACGAGGAGGACGCCGAGGGCGACGAAGACACUGCUGAUGUCUCUGCCCCAGCCAAGGAGGGCGUCAAGCCUGUUGAGGCGCCUGCUGCUGCUGCUACCGAGACCCCAGAGCCCAAAGCGGUUACAGCUGGUGGUGACGAGUAAUACCUACGAGGCGACUCGUUUAUCGUAUAGCAAUUCGUUCCCUUUACUCCAUAUAUCUUUCAACGCAUUGAAAUUACCUCUGGAUAUUGUUGCUUGGAAGUGUCACUAUCUCUGAGUUGUGCCAUGGUUGAGUGUAGGUUGAUUUGGGUGAUGGUGUUUGUGAAGUCACUUAUUCGUGAUACCGCCCUCCUCCUGUGUACCUUUCCUUCAUUAUCCCCUUUACUAACAAGUCAGUAUCAUAUUCAUGAUCAUGCACCCGAGCACACACAGAUCUAGCCAAGGCAGAUCAGAUCUUGAUCUUAAUCUUGAUCUACCCACGCACGCAGUGUCCACUUACCGAUCUACCCAUUUAGAUAAAGUUUUGGAAAUAAACAUCGAGACGUUCUCUUUUUCCCAGGGGGGAUGUCAUGAAAAAAAGACGCAAAACCCCUGCCAUGGUGUUGUAAUUGGUUCAGAAGGCAUGGGGGACUCCGCAACGGGUAGGGCUGAGGGAAGGUUGAGGGUUUGGCUGACGGUCAUGAUGUUUAUUCUUGGGGUUGAUAGGGGGUGUUGUCGUAGGAGACGUAUAUUUUCUUGGGUGUCUAUGGUACGUAGGUAGGAUGAUCUUGUGAGGGCGUUGUGAAGGAGAGGAUUGAGCAGAGACAUUGAGGAGUUGUACUUGAGAGGGAAAGGAAGUGUAUGAAACAAAUAGAGUUACAAAACUAUUUGAAAGAGACAAUAUCUUCUCAAUGGCUGCUGGCCAGUUGUCGAGGGUACAGCACAGCACUUGAGAGUUGAACUUUCAAGCCGUUGAUCUCUCAGCUGAC
Molecule: messenger RNA, 2467 nt
Organism: Fusarium odoratissimum NRRL 54006
Lineage: Eukaryota; Fungi; Ascomycota; Sordariomycetes; Hypocreales; Nectriaceae
Exons: 3
Coding region: 1212-1661 (149 amino acids)
Source: RefSeq, a predicted model, not a curated record